This is a messenger RNA of Papilio xuthus (Asian swallowtail), 1301 nucleotides long. Lineage: Eukaryota; Metazoa; Arthropoda; Insecta; Lepidoptera; Papilionidae. The record is from RefSeq and is a predicted model, not a curated record.
GUCAAAUGUCAAUUGUCUGUGUUGUCAAUUUGAUAUUGAUAACCUUAAAGCAUAGUUAAAAAGAAUUGUGAUUAUUUUGUACUACUUGUAAAUAAUCUUUAUAUAUUAAAGUGAAAUGUAAAACUGUCUUGUCAUAAUUACCUGUGUUUUAUACGUUUAAGGUUAUAAUUCGCUUGUUACACCGCAAUAGACAUAAGAAGAGAAUUUAGGCUCAAAGAUGUCGCCACCACCGAAAGGGAAAGCGCCUACAAAGGGCGCCAAGCAAAUCCUAGCCGAGAAUACUGCUACAGUUAUGUUCUAUCGAAAUAUGUCUCUAGGCGCUACUGCAUUAUUCAAUAUAAUAACUUUUGUAUUCUUCUAUGAACAAAUGACAACGUCAGUUAUAUUUAUGAAUGUUUUGGUAACAAUUAUCUACGUAGUUUGCUAUCAAAUGAUGAAAUUUAUAAGUCGGCCGAAGUACACCGCAGAGAAUGUAUUACUCGAUCCUGGACUAGACCUGAACAUGGAAGGAGGUAUGGGAGAGCACGUGAAAGAUAUAGUCAUAUUGUCUUCUAUCACCCAUCUUCUUGCUCUAAUCUCCAAUUACUUCUGGCUCCUUCUACUCUUGAUUCCACUGAGAGGGUUCUGGCUGGUCUGGGUCAACUUCCUCGGGCCGUGGUUCUUCCAAGAAGCACCAGAAGAUACGGAACAAGAUGAGAAGAAACGAAAGAAGAUGGAAAGGAAAAUGAAACGCUAUCAGCAAUAGAUUUUUAAUUUGAGGCAUUGAUAUUACUGUUUGUAUAUUAUUUCUGCAGGAGCAUAAUUCAUAGGAUACUAAAACUUUUUAUAAUGUUACUCGUAGUUUUUAAAUAAGUAGACUCCUAAGGUCCUAAAUGCUUUGGAAGUUGCCCGAAUCACUUAUUAGGUUUACAAUUCUGUAUAUAUAACCUGUUUGUUAUGAAUGGGCGUCGUUGAACACCUUGGUGUUAUCGCUGCUCGUUUGCCCCCUUCUGUUAUAAAAAAAAAAUACUUUUUUAUUAUUUGGAUUAUUCUCUAUGGAUAUUUCUCGCCUCUGUUGUGACUUUUUUCUUAUCUAUAUUGUGACAACUGCAAAGUAUUUUCUUAUACGAAAUUUUGGCCAUAUUUGGGUUCAUAGUUUUUUGUAUAUUUAAAUAAGUAUUUACACGGAAAUCCUCACCUUAAGAAUAUAUCUGUAUAAUUUUAUUAACUCUACGUAAAAUAUCUUUUAAAUAAACUAUGUAUUGGUAAAAGACGACUGAAUAAAACAUUUUCAAUUAUUUAUUGUUUGUAUUUACAGAGAA